AUGGGAACCGACGGCCGAAGGUUUCUCCGAGGGACCUGGCUGCAUGUAUGUCGGGAACAGCAGUCCAACCAGAUUCAACAGAAUGUGCUGCAGGUCGAAAGUUACUGCCAACCAACCUUCAAACAUUACUUCGCUCGAUGUGGUGCUCCUAAUGGCGAAUACAGACUGUGUAGCAGAUACACAACCAUGUACCACAUGGCUUAUCGUAGGAGAUACGUCCCUCCUUCACCUGUCGUGGAGCGGUAUCAGUGCUGCCCCGGAUGGAGACUAGCUCAUAAAUAUGCAAAAGGAUGCACAGAAGCAAUCUGUACACAAGAAUGCCAAAAUGGCGGGCGAUGUUUGAGGCCGAAUGCUUGCGCAUGUCCGGCAGGCUGGACUGGUCAAUAUUGUGAAAUUGAUAUAAACGAGUGUGAAGGCACCACGCACGGUUGCCAGCAGCGAUGUGAGAACACGGAUGGGAGUUACGAGUGUAAAUGCCAGGUUGGGUUCACAUUAGCCGAGGACGGUAAAACCUGCACAGUUUGCCUAACCUGCACACCAGAAUUCGACUUCCUACUAGCACGGGUUAAUUUAUUAGAAAGGGAUGUCGCCCAACUACGGCAGAAUCAGUCCGCUCAUGUUGCCGCCCACCAGGCGCCCGCCGCUCGGCAACCUCAAAACAUCUACGCCCCACCCCCACCCAAUGAUCAGUAUAUAGCACAGAUGCACCGAGUGGAAUCCCUUAGUGAACAAAUAUCAAUGCUUGAAGAGAGAUUAGCAGAUUGUUCUUGUCGUAGACGCAACAAAGGUCUGAGAUAAGCAAGGAGUAUCUUUCAAGCUUCAUAUGCUGCUCUACACAUGUUAGUCACAAAACUUUUAAGGUUAUUAUCCUAUGCAAAUUGCCACGCCCUCUAUUAGCGCCUUCAUACCAGUCUGGACUUCAUGAAGCCACGUCUGCGCAGGUUUUUCUCUGUCCUACAACGUGUUGCAGCUAAAGUGGCGGAUAAAGGUUGGAUAGCCACGCCAGGACUCUGCGCGAGUCACGUUAUCACGGUAUCGAAUAGGGUGAAAUAUGUCAGGAGUAUGCGGUCACGCAGCGAUUUAAUUCUUACGAGUGGCUGUUUGAGAACCAAUGAGCUUUCUUUGGAGAAAUAAUCAUAUAAAUCUUUGGAAUCUUACAGAGAUGGUGCUUGUUUACAGCCGCAAUUGACUUUAUUGCAAAGGAUUUUAUAUAGCUUUGUUUCCUCCGUCUGAGAUGCCUGAAACCAUUGCUGUUUGAAUACGUGAGGGAAGUCCUUGUCCACCCCAUUUUGCGAACAGUCUAUUAACUAUAAUUAUGUGAGUUCAAUGGUACAUAUAUGUAUAUUGUACCAAAUAUCAUAGUAUGGGCAUUGUGAGAGAAUUAUCAAUGAUGUCUCAUGUGGUCUAAUUAUCAAAAUAAAACAACUUUUGAGCCACUAAUAGUAAUGAUGUUACAUGUUAAAAAAGAACAUUUUAAUUGUUUUGGGGUAUAGGGCAAUGCGGAGACAUAUGUGGUAACAAUUUUCAAAAAGGUAAUCAUGGACAGUAUAUUUGAUUUUCAUCGCAAAAUAUUGUUGCACAUAGAUGUCGACAGGCCUUUCGGGUCAUCAAAAGCCAGUUCGAUGAAUGUGUCACAGUGUUUGAUGACAUAAGUAAACUGGACUAUUUAACUUUGAUCCAAUUAAUGUUACAGUAUUUAAAUUUGAUUUACCCUUAAAGAUAAAGUUGAGUUCUGGUCAUGCUUGUAUGGAAUCGAUCGGGGAAAAGAUGAUCAUGUAGCAUAUAACUAUCGGUGUGUACUGCAAGGUUCUGGAGUCAUCAAAAUGAGAAGA
This is a messenger RNA of Strongylocentrotus purpuratus (purple sea urchin), 1832 nucleotides long. RefSeq names its product epidermal growth factor-like protein 7 (gene egfl7). The coding region runs from base 1 to 798 and encodes 265 amino acids. The transcript is spliced from 8 exons. Gene Ontology annotation, cellular component: extracellular region; cell surface. Gene Ontology annotation, biological process: anatomical structure development. The record is from RefSeq and is a predicted model, not a curated record. NCBI's taxonomy places the organism in Eukaryota, Metazoa, Echinodermata, Echinoidea, Camarodonta, Strongylocentrotidae. Gene Ontology annotation, molecular function: signaling receptor binding; calcium ion binding.